AUGGGUCAGGCAGAGUCGAGCGUCUUCAGCAACCUCGAGCGGAACUCGAACUUCUCCGCACCCGAGCUCGUGCGUCUCAAGAAGCGCUUCAUGAAGCUCGACAAGGACGGUUCCGGCUCGAUUGACAAGGACGAGUUCCUCCAGAUCCCCCAGAUUGCCAACAACCCGCUGGCUCACCGCAUGAUUGCCAUCUUUGACGAGGACGGCUCUGGAUCCGUCGACUUCCAGGAGUUCGUCGGCGGCCUCUCGGCCUUUUCGUCCAAGGGCGGAAGGGACGAGAAGCUCCGUUUCGCGUUCAAGGUCUACGACAUGGACCGUGACGGCUACAUCUCCAACGGCGAGCUGUACCUCGUGCUCAAGCAGAUGGUGGGGAACAACCUGAAGGACCAGCAGCUGCAGCAGAUUGUCGACAAGACCAUCAUGGAGGCCGACAAGGACGGCGACGGCAAGCUCUCCUUUGAGGAGUUUACCGACAUGGUCGCCAGCACCGACAUUGUCAAGCAAAUGACGCUCGAGGACCUGUUCUGA
This is a messenger RNA of Apiotrichum porosum, 528 nucleotides long. RefSeq names its product Calcineurin subunit B (gene CNB1). The transcript has 5 exons. Bases 1 to 528 code for a protein of 175 amino acids. Lineage: Eukaryota; Fungi; Basidiomycota; Tremellomycetes; Trichosporonales; Trichosporonaceae. Gene Ontology annotation, molecular function: calcium ion binding; calcium-dependent protein serine/threonine phosphatase regulator activity. The record is from RefSeq and is a predicted model, not a curated record.